AUGGCCGAGGAAAAGCCCAAGGAAGGAGUCAAGACUGAGAACAACGAUCAUAUUAAUUUGAAGGUGGCGGGGCAAGAUGGUUCUGUGGUGCAGUUUAAGAUUAAGAGGCAUACACCACUUAGUAAACUAAUGAAAGUCUGUUGUGAACCACAGAUGAGGCAGAUCAGAUUCCGAUUUGAUGGGCAGCCAAUCAAUGAAACAGACACACCCACACAGUUGGAAAUGGAGGAUGAAGAUACAAUGGAUGUGUUCCAGCAGCAGACAGGAGGUCUCUACUAA
Molecule: messenger RNA, 279 nt
Organism: Perognathus longimembris pacificus (Pacific pocket mouse)
Lineage: Eukaryota; Metazoa; Chordata; Mammalia; Rodentia; Heteromyidae
Product: small ubiquitin-related modifier 2-like
Exons: 1
Coding region: 1-279 (92 amino acids)
Biological process (GO): protein sumoylation
Cellular component (GO): nucleus
Molecular function (GO): ubiquitin-like protein ligase binding; protein tag activity
Source: RefSeq, a predicted model, not a curated record